This is a messenger RNA of Bipolaris zeicola 26-R-13, 1119 nucleotides long. RefSeq lists its product as uncharacterized. The record is from RefSeq and is a predicted model, not a curated record. Gene Ontology annotation, cellular component: P-body; CCR4-NOT core complex; CCR4-NOT complex. The transcript is spliced from 4 exons. Lineage: Eukaryota; Fungi; Ascomycota; Dothideomycetes; Pleosporales; Pleosporaceae. The coding region runs from base 1 to 1119 and encodes 372 amino acids. Gene Ontology annotation, biological process: negative regulation of translation; mRNA catabolic process.
AUGCAACAUUUCCUCGCGCAUCAGCAACAGUAUGGCGAGUGGGGUCAGGGCCACCACCAGCAGCCGCAACAUCACGUAGCCCAACAUGGACAGCAUCAAGCGCAGGCCGCCCAGUUGCAUGCCCAGCAGCAGGCUCAGGCGGUUCAAGCAGCUGCGCAGCGCCAGUACCACCAGCAGCUUGCGGCCAACAAUGGCUCCACGCUGCCCGGAAACAACGCCGUUCCCCGAGGACCUGCCAACGACGUCCAGGCAGCCGAUGUCGGCAUGACUGAUGAGAAUAGGCGCGUGUUGGAAUGGGUAACCCAGCUUAUGAAGCCUGCUACUAGGGAGGCCGCGCUUCUGGAGUUGAGCAAGAAGCGGGAGCAGGUCCCCGAGCUGGCUCUGAUUCUCUGGCAUUCUUUCGGUGUUAUGGCUUCUCUCCUCCAAGAGAUCAUCUCCGUUUACCCGCUGCUUAACCCUUCGCAAUUGACCGCCGCAGCAUCUAACCGUGUCUGCAAUGCUCUCGCGCUUCUUCAAUGCGUGGCUUCUCAUACUGAAACCCGUGGCCUGUUUUUGAGUGCGCACAUUCCGCUCUUCCUGUAUCCGUUUCUCAACACGACGUCCAAAUCACGACCCUUCGAAUACCUACGUCUUACGUCUCUCGGUGUAAUUGGCGCUCUGGUCAAGAACGACUCUUCUGAAGUCAUCAAUUUCCUUCUCACUACUGAGAUUAUCCCACUUUGUCUCCGUAUCAUGGAGACGGGCUCGGAACUCAGCAAGACUGUGGCGAUUUUCAUUGUCCAGAAGAUCUUGCUGGACGACAUUGGACUUGCAUAUAUCUGCCAAACCUACGAGCGUUUCUAUGCCGUAGGCACCGUCUUGAGCAAUAUGGUCAAUCAGCUCGUUGAGCAACAGACGGUUCGCUUACUGAAGCACGUUGUGCGUUGCUUUCUCCGCUUGAGCGAUAAUGCUCGCGCUCGCGAGGCGCUGCGCCAGUCCUUACCCGAGCCGCUCCGAGAUGCUACUUUCUCCUCUGUUCUGCGGGACGACGCUGCCACCAAGCGCUGCCUUGCUCAACUCUUGAUCAAUCUCUCCGACAAUGUUGUCGACGCGGCAAAUAACCAACAGCUCAUGCACUGA